AUGAGGCUCCGGAUCAAAAGGGAGGCAAAGGAAAGAAGGGCAAAGGCACAAAGUCGGCUGAGCGGACAGAGGUCCGCCCUAAAGGCAAGACUGCGAAAGCAGGAAAAGGAAAGGAUGGGAAAGGCAAAGGUGGCGGGGCUGGUGGAAAAAGCAGGGAAGGAAAAGGCCAAGGUGCCAACAGAGACGGCAAAGGCAAAAACAAAGGGCAAGGCCAAGGCCCUCCAGCCUAUGCAGAGUCCAGUGGCAGCCUGCCUGGUUAUAUGCCUUUCACCACCGCGCGGGCGCCUGAUAGAGGCAAAGGAAGCCUGUAUGGAGCGAGGCAACAUAGCAGUGCGCAACAAGAUCUGA
This is a messenger RNA of Effrenium voratum, 348 nucleotides long. NCBI's taxonomy places the organism in Eukaryota, Dinophyceae, Suessiales, Symbiodiniaceae. The record is from the annotation of a GenBank genome assembly.